Molecule: messenger RNA, 1605 nt
Organism: Neospora caninum
Lineage: Eukaryota; Apicomplexa; Conoidasida; Eucoccidiorida; Sarcocystidae
Product: 3'-5' exoribonuclease CSL4, related
Exons: 7
Coding region: 1-1605 (534 amino acids)
Source: RefSeq, a predicted model, not a curated record
AUGCCACCCGGCGGCUUAGAUCAGGCACGUGAACCUGAGCCCUCGCCCUCCUCUUCGCCGCGUUCGCCUUCGUUUGGGUCUGCUCACUCCCGAUUCUACUCUUCUCUUGUAUCUCCGCACCUGCUGUGUUCGACGUUGUCAUUCCCUCCCAGUUCUUCCUCUUCUCCGUCGUGUCUUCGCUUGCCUACUGCUUCUGGCUUGCCUACUCGCUCCGCUGAUUCGUCUCCAACCGUCUGUGUUCUACGCGCUCCCGGUGCCUCCCUUUCUCCCCCCAGUUCGCCCUCUGCUCCAGCAUCCCAGGUUCCGCACGAGAGCCUCUUGCCGCGAUCCUCUUUUCCGCUCGGGCAAGCGCGCGAUGCAGCGUUCGACGCCUUCGUCCCCGGUGGCGGUUUGUCGUGGCUGCAAGUUCGGUGGAAGAAGAAACGAGGAAAGAAGGAAAAAAUCAUCUUGAAUGCGGAGCAAGUUGCAACGAAAACAAAGUACGACGAACGAUUGGGCUCCCGACGGGAGUCAGGUUUCCAGAUCGACGCGUCCGCUUCCCCCGUUUUCAGGCUCUACGAAAGGGACUCCGGUGCAUCCCCCCUAACGCUUGCUGUCGGUUCCUCUCGCUGCCGCCGAUUCGAUUGGAGGACCGCGUUACCCCGGAGCCACCCGCAAGUGUGGCGAGAAACAUUCGAGCUCAAAUCUCUCGGGCUGCGGCAGGUUGGAAGACAAAACGCAUGUUCACGUACCGAAAUAAAUACCGACGAUGACGAGUUCACACAGGCGAACUCGCGAAAGAGAGACAGUCAGGCGUCGACCUCCAGCUCGGCCUCGUCUGGAGGCGAGUUCAAGCAGGCUGCCGGCGUGAAGGAAUCGUCCAUGGGACGGAAGCAGAAGCGUGCGUUUGCUGGCCGCACGUUUGUGACCCCCCUCACGAAGCUGCAGCACCAGGCGGCGCUCCCGCGAUCUCCUCUGCAUGCGCGCUUCGACUUUCCCCACACUUUCCACUACGACGUUUUCUGGGGCCCGCCUCAGGUGGAAGAAGAGCCAAACAAAACGGCGUGCUGGGUGUCCUUCCACGUGGCCGACCUGAAACUCUCCGACAGUCAAGAACAGCGGCUCCUGGACAUAUUGGGCCCCGAGCGAUACGACGAGCAGACUGGAAUAGCCUGCCUGGAAGCAGAUGUUUUCCCUCAGCUCAACCACAACGCUGCCUACUUGGGUGAGUCAGAUCUCCCUUCUGCGCCGAUCAGCAAUUCAGGAGUCCUCCCGAAGAGGGAAGCGAGAAGGGAAACGCAUCAGAUCCGCACCGCGUGUCAUCCACAUGCAGAACCAUCGCCACGUUCAUGCAGGCUGACAGUGAAUGUAUACCCUGUUUCCCCAGCCCGUUGGAGAUAUUCUUCAACAGCUUAUGCGAGAGGUGCAAAAAGCGUGAAUCGUGUCACAAAUGACACAGGACUGGCCGCUGACACAGGAACGCACACAGAAAUGAAGAUUGCCCGCACAUUCGCAGGAAAGACCUGGCCUACAGCCUAUUGCGUCCUUCCGUGUACGCAGCAGCCAGCGGAUUUUUUAAAGACGAAAACGAAGAUGGCUUUAGUUGCAACGAGCAUACACCCUUGA